AUGAUGAGAAGACUUGGACCGCAGAGUAUGCCUCCUGGGCUUGAGAACACCUUGAACGACGCGAGAGAAGUCACCAUCUUCGCACAAUUCCAGUCGUCUUCGGCCAUCAAAGACAUUUUACCCGGUUGCGAGGUGAAAACUGAGUAUCAAGUUGAGAAAUGUUCUUGGAGAAUCAGAUCGGUCGAUUAUGUGAAUCAAUUCCUGGCCCUGCAAGAUGAGAAGACAGAUGCGUCAAAGGGCUUUCAAUCAUGGAACGAGGUUCUGGAGCUUAUACACGACGCCGAGGAUAGGUAUGUCUUGAGGGGGGAAGGCAGUUGGGUUCGCCGAAAUAUGCGACGCGACGACGUUGCCGCUGUCUUAAAGGACUUGACCGAGUUGAUCCCCGAGGAAUAUGGUUUGGGUGUCCUUCGCGGAGGGCUAUCGAUGCUGUUCACACUCUGGAACGCCAUUAAACAAUUGUAUGACGACUCUAUCGAUGCGAUACGCUCCCUCAUCGAAAUCUUAGUACCCAGCGACGACUCAUUGGCAGGCUCAUGGAGAAGGCGGCUCACCAAGAUGAUUCCUGAGCGUGAGGCAAGAAUGAUCGAGCAAAUUCUCCAGACUGUCAAUUUUGCCGUGAGAAAUGUGGAAAAUCACAUUGAUAGACUCGAUCGCACCCGGGCCGCGGAGACGCACUUCCAUGCCCAGAAUAUGGACUUAAAAGCCGGUCAAAUUCAAAAGACUUUGAAGGGCACGAAUGAGCUUGUGGCCGCGGGCAACACACGCACCCAAGAAACCAUUCGAGACGAGCGGAAGCACAUGGAGAAAUUUCUUGAGUCGAAGCUUGAUGACCUAAAGCAAGAGGUCAAGAAAGAGAUGAUGGGAGGGCGCGAUUUAGUUCCUUCCCAGCAUAUGGAAUACAUGGAAAUGGUGGAGAACAUCCACACGUUCUUGUAUCGUCUAGCUGGUGAAGAAAGAUACAAGAGAGGUGAGAAGACCAUUGAUGCUUUCCAGGCUACUGUGCUGACAUCCCGGACAGGUUUACAACCUGAGAUUGAAGUCCUUGAGCCCAUUUCCCAGCAACGUGCUACGAUUCUCCCUGCCGAGCGGCUUAUUGAGCUCAUGAAAGUCCAUUCACUUUCCCCCUACCAAGAUCGCGACGCUGUUCUCCGCAAAGGUCACACCAUGUCGCCAGUUUUCCUAGGCCGUGGCCGCUAUCUUCUCACAGCACCUCGUUUCCGGAAUUUCUUAUCCACAUCGUCUUCCGAUUUCCUCCUUGUCGAUGGUCACUGUCGAGAUGGGUGUGAUGGCAGAGUCUCACCUAUCUCGGUCUUCUGCGCCUCACUUGCUGCGACCCUGGCACAUGAUCCAACAUUCAUGGCUCUUCACUUUUUUGCGGGUCAGCACAGCUUCUUUGACGACGAUCCUGCGAGGGGCCCGCGGGGCCUUUUGCGUAGCCUCAUAUGCCAAGUCUUGUCGUACCCAAGUCAGCCAGCACCUUGCCUGGACUGGGUUCACGAUCAAGCCAUGCAAGAUGUCGCCGAUGGCAAGAUUGUUGCGUUGUGCUGGAUCUUGAAGGAGUUGUUGAAACGAGUUGUGAAUGUGCAAACUAUACUCUGCAUCGUGGACAACAUCUCGGACUUUGAGAGGAAGUAUGAAGGCUGGGACAAUGAUCUGGACACUGUGUUUGACUGGCUCCGCAUGGUGCCCAACGAGAUGAGCCCCGGUAUCAACUUCAAGCUACUAAUGACAAGCGCCGGGAAGAACAAAUUGCCGAUGCCUACUCGACUGAUACCCAGCUCAGCUCCAGACGCAGAAUCGCCCGGCGACCAAGUUGCUGCUUCAGAAUCUCCCAGAUGUUGCUGCGACACCAAAUGCGGCAAUGAGCUCGCGACCGGCUCUGACCCAGUCGCCGAGCCUGAGUCCACAAUUGGUCCUGCAACAACUCAAGGCAGUGCCGACAACAUUGGCGUUUUGAUCGAUUUCCUUUAG
Messenger RNA from Diaporthe amygdali, 1971 nucleotides. RefSeq lists its product as uncharacterized. NCBI's taxonomy places the organism in Eukaryota, Fungi, Ascomycota, Sordariomycetes, Diaporthales, Diaporthaceae. The transcript has 5 exons. The record is from RefSeq and is a predicted model, not a curated record. The coding region runs from base 1 to 1971 and encodes 656 amino acids.